Molecule: messenger RNA, 1151 nt
Organism: Daldinia loculata
Lineage: Eukaryota; Fungi; Ascomycota; Sordariomycetes; Xylariales; Hypoxylaceae
Product: Rho2 GTPase
Exons: 5
Coding region: 415-1017 (200 amino acids)
Biological process (GO): small GTPase-mediated signal transduction
Molecular function (GO): GTPase activity; GTP binding
Source: RefSeq, a predicted model, not a curated record
ACACAGAAGGGCAGUAAAAGAGUAUAAUCCGAAGAAACGAGAUACCAUCUAUAUUGGGAAAUCUGGAAAUACCCAGUAUCAUCAACGAUUGAUCCGUUAUUAGUACCCGACCCGGAGACCCGUUGGAAAGCUCCCUUAUCCCUAUCCAAAAAUAAUAACUUAUUAAACAAACUCACGUCACCUUUUUGUCACCGGAGGCCUUAUAUUUGCGCUUACAUAUUCUAAUUCCAAUCCGACACGAGGUGACGACCCCCCCAAGCUGGGGAUAACAAGAAAUAGACUUUCGAAUUCCUCGCUAGUCCACGCGUCCUAAAAAACCACAAAACGAAUCUAGAAGUUUAUUCCGACGACGAGACAUACGAUACGAACUAUUAGGCCCCCUUGGGAUUGGUGCACUUCACUUCGCGUCGAGCAAUGGCGAGUUCAACUCCGCAGAAUGUUAUUCGCAGGAAACUAGUCAUUAUUGGCGAUGGAGCUUGCGGCAAGACCUCUUUACUGAGCGUCUUCACGCUCGGAUACUUCCCAACCCACUACAUUCCGACCGUUUUUGAGAACUACGUAACAGAUUGCAGAGUUGACGGCAAGUCGGUACAAUUAGCAUUAUGGGAUACGGCUGGUCAGGAAGACUACGAGCGAUUGCGACCGCUCGCAUACUCGAAGGCGCAUGUGCUACUAAUAGGGUUCUCGAUCGAGUCGCCUGAUUCUCUUGAUAACGUGAAGCACAAGUGGGUAGAAGAAGCGACAGAACGAUGCCCCGGCGUCCCUGUCAUCUUAGUAGGACUAAAGAAGGAUCUACGAGACGACCCGGUAGCGAUCGAGGAGAUGCGCAAGAAAAGCCUAAAAUUCGUGACGGAGCGACAAGGCGAGCAAGCCGCGCAGGAAAUCGGCGCGCGCAAGUAUCUCGAGUGUUCGAGUUUGAGCGGAGAGGGCGUCGACGACGUGUUUGAGGCCGCCACCCGCGCCGCUCUCCUCACCUUCGAAAAGGGCGAAGGCGGCGGAUGCUGCGUCAUAUUAUAAGGCGGCGCAGCGCAGUACGGCACGGCACGGCAUGGCAUGGCACGGUACGAACUCGACGCGACUUGUAGAAUGGGCCACGGGAAUCGACACACGAACACGAGCAGGAAAUGUCCCCGGGGAACAGAUUUAAACCA